AUUAUUGACGGUCAUUUUACCAGCGAUAUAUAACUUGAAAGGUUCCGGCCAACAACAUCCAACAACGAACUUUGUUUUACAGGAAAGAUUGAGUUUGUGGAAAUGUAAUGAUAGUGUAAAUAAACUCUUUAAAAAAUUACAUAAAUUUCAUUGUUUUAAUAGUUUGUUUUCAAGGUUUUUGUCAGGAUGACAAAGCUAAAAGAACCCUGUUCGAUUCCAUUAACGUCAUGUUGUCCAAAGAAAGAAGAUACGAUAUCUGUUGAAGAUCCCAAAGACAGUGGAAGCUGUAGCAGUGAGAGAUCUAGCUUAGUUAUUAAUGGUAAUACCAUUUUCCAAGGGCCGAAUAUGAAUGUUGAUCUCGAGUUUAAAGAAAUAACAUAUGAUGUAAAAGUGAAAAAGAAUGAAACAAAAUCUAUUUUAAAGAGUGUUAGUGGCACUUUCAAAAGUGGAGAGUUGACUGCUGUCCUUGGUCCUUCAGGUGCUGGGAAGUCAUCACUUCUUAAUAUUCUUGCUGGUUAUAGCUCCUGUGUAAAUGCUGUAACAGGUGGAAAAGUUUUAGUCAAUGGAGUUGAGCGUAACCUGCGUAGAUUUCGCAAGAUAUCAUGUUAUAUCAUGCAAGAUGAUAUUCUUAUGCCUCACUUGACAGUGUUUGAGUCGAUGAUGGUGUCUGCAAAUUUGCAUUUGAAGUCAGUCCUACGAUACAAAGAAAAACGUAGAGUUAUUGAGGAUAUCCUGUCAGUUCUCGGAUUAAGUGCCACAUCCAACACCUAUCUAAAUGACAUAUCAGGUGGCCAAAGAAAACGUUUAGCUAUUGCUUUGGAACUUGUAAAUAAUCCACCAAUCAUUUUUCUUGAUGAACCUACAAGUGGUUUGGACAGUUUGUCUGCCUACCAAUGUAUCAGUUUGAUGAAGACGUUGGCACAAGGUGGUCGAACUGUCAUUUGCACCAUUCACCAACCUAGUGCGAAGUUGUUUGAAAUGUUUGAUAAGUUGUAUAUUCUCACCACUGGGAAUUGUAUCUAUCACGGUGGACUGUCAAACUUAUUACCAUACAUGGAAACUCAACAGUUGGUUUGUCCGAAAUAUCACAACCCUGCCGACUUUAUUAUCGAAGUAGCGUCAGGAGAAUACGGUGACAUCACACCAGAACUGGUAAAAGCAUGGAAGAUACAAGAAAAACGUGAAGAGCUUCAGCGAAUGGAAAAUGGAGAUUUCGGUAUGUCUGAAAACGUGGACGCCAUGUUGGCACAACAAAUGAUGGUAUCCAUGAUUCCUGGGUGCGGCUUUAAAAAUAGUACAGACAGUAUGGCCAGUACCUCGAGCCAGACUACGCAGUUCACAGUGCUAAGCAAACGUGCAAUGAUUUCAAUCGCUCGUGACAAGAUGUUUACCCACCUGCGCAUUGUGUCUGUCAUCUCGGUUGCCGUACUUAUUGGUUUGUUAUACUUGGGUAUUGGUAACGAUGGCAACAAAGUUCACAGCAAUGCUGGAUGUUUGUUCUUCUCCAUGUUGUUUCUUAUGUUUAUAGCGUUGAUGCCAACAGUACUUACAUUUCCACUAGAGAAGAUAGUGUUCGUACGAGAACAUUUGAACAAUUGGUACAGCUUAAAAUCGUAUUACCUUGCAAAAACCAUGUCCGAUCUGCCAUUUCAGAUCGUGUUGCCGUUUAUAUACUGUUCGAUAGUAUACUUUAUGACGGACCAGCCAAAGGAUGGUAACCGUUACAUCCAAUACGUUCUAAUUACUAUAUUAACUUGCUUAGUGGCGCAAUCGAUUGGGUUUUUAUUAGGUGCAGUUGCACCCAAUGUUCCAACUGCCGUAUUUGUAGCACCCGUUACCGGCAUUCCCGUACUGCUUUUCAGUGGCUUUUUCGUCAGCUUCGACACUAUACCGAAAUACAUGCAGUGGCUGACCUAUAUCUCAUUUGCUCGCUAUAGUUGGGAAGGAAUGCUGGUUGCCAUAUAUGGAAAUAACCGUGGAGCAUUGGCAUGUAAAGAUACUGAUAAACUUUGUUUCCGUGAGAGCGGAGAUGUUCUGCACUCGAUGGAUAUUGAGGAAACGGCGCUUCAUAUUAAUCAAGGCAAAUUUUAUUUCGAUUGUGUCGUGUUAUCUUUGUUUUUCAUCACAUUGCGUUUAAUCACAUAUAUGGUGUUACGACAUAAAAUAAGGACGUCGGCGAAAUAGACCGUGAUUUAAUUGAUUGAUUUAUUUGUCGGCGUUACGUGUGGCUGCUUCCACAAGGUAAUAAUUAUUACCUACAGUUUAGCGUAAAAUGAAUUGUGUUACUUUUUUUAUUAGAUUAAGAACUAUAACCACAUGAAAAACUUAUAUUCUUGACCAAAAAAUUCCCUCUGAAGUCUCGUGAUUUUUUUUCAUUAAAAUCCUCCCCUUUCUCAACGUUUGUGUAAUUUUAACCUCCAAAUUUGAGUCCAAUUGUUAUAUUUAACACUUAUGAAGUUUGUCGAGUGAAAAAGACGACGUGUCGGUAUUUUUUAAUAUGACGACGUGUGAUGACAUACGUCAAAAAGUAUGUACAUAUAAAAAUAUCAGCUCUUGACAAAGAGUGAAAAAAAUAGAUAUAUGACACACUGGUUUCGGAUAAUUUUUUUAUCAUAAUAUUAUAUACAUUGCAUAUUGAACGACAUUCGUUCGAUCUUCUGUUGUUUGACAGCUACGUAAAGUACGAUAACAACGCUUUUAUGCCAUUUACGUGUAAAAUGUUUUGACGCCGACAGUUGUGAUUUGACGUGUAAAGAAGUGACGUCACGACGGACAUUUUUCUCAGUCUCAGUCGUCAGAACUUGUUACGAAAACUACUUUUAAAAAACUGUUUAUUAUUGAGAUAUCUAGAACGUGAAAAAUAUAACGUCAUCGUACUUUACUUAAAACUUCCUAAAUUGUAAUUAUAAAAUUUUAGAAUUUCUAUUAUAUUUACGCUCCAACUUAGGACCCAGACGCUUUGUUUUUUAUGACUAAAAUAUAUUUGCAAAGAAAAUGGGUUCAAAGUUGGUCAUCAGAUUAUAUUAAACGGUUAAAAAAAGACAUUAACUACUUUCGGAACUUCAUUUUUCUGAAUUAUAGAAUUUUAGACGUUUAUGGUUUGGCAUCUAAUUUUUAGCUACUCUAGAACUUUAACAAAUAACGAAAAAAUCUGUUUUAAUGACAUUCAGGAAAACUAUUGUUUUUUUCUUCAUAGUACGUUUUUAUUUUGUUCGUGUUAGCAUAUAGCGAACAUGUCUUCGACUUUGAUAUUUCGUUAGUUUUGGAGGCCGUUUACAUGAGACCCUAAGUGAACUCGAACCGGUUAAGGUCACUUCGAUUCACGGUGUGUUUUUAAGACUGUUUAAAUCAGUUUUUAUCACUUCAUCCUUGAUCGAUCAGUGCGCAUGCUUGAAAUAACGAUCUUAAAACACGGCCGUUUUACUGAACACCCUGACAUUAAAUUUCACCAUUAGUAAAACAUUACAUGAAACUUGGUCACUUUUCACCUGAUGUGCGGAAUUUCGCUUCGCCUGAACUUCACUUCAAUCUCAUGCAAACGACCUCUUUUAUUUUGACGUGGGUUUAUUUGAUUUUUGCUUGAUCGUAAGAACUGCUUGCUGUAUCAUCUCUCUUUAGUGUUUUUUUAUUUUUAUUUUAAAAUCGGCCAUCCACGUCACUAUAAUAAACUCUGGCACAGACUACGUUUUUACAUGGGGUUUUAAAUAAAUAUAAAGAAUUUACUGCACAAAAAAUAUCUACAAAGAAAAAGUGUAAUUUGA
Hydractinia symbiolongicarpus is the source of this 3761-nucleotide messenger RNA. Its product is annotated as ATP-binding cassette sub-family G member 4-like. The coding region runs from base 187 to 2184 and encodes 665 amino acids. Gene Ontology annotation, molecular function: ATP hydrolysis activity; ATP binding; ABC-type transporter activity. The transcript is spliced from 13 exons. The record is from RefSeq and is a predicted model, not a curated record. NCBI's taxonomy places the organism in Eukaryota, Metazoa, Cnidaria, Hydrozoa, Anthoathecata, Hydractiniidae. Gene Ontology annotation, cellular component: plasma membrane.